CUGUCCCCAGAGCAACCUCUCAAUCCACAACUGGGAGUGAGGGCGACACAGGUGGGAGAGGAACCCCAGCAGAGACCCCAGACCAUGCUGUGCCCCACCUCACCUCACCUAUCCCUCCUGGCCCUGCUCUCUGUGGCUGGCGCUGUGGGUCCGGAGGAGCCAUGCCCGUCUGAGAAGAACAUGAUCAAGGACAAGCUGCAGGUCAAUUGCUCCAGAAAGGGGCUCAGCGUGGUGCCACUUGCCCUGCCCAGGAACACCGGCAUCCUGCUGCUCAGCGCCAACCACCUGGCAUCCGUCUCCACUGCCUCCUUCCAGCACCUCCGUGAGCUGGCUGAGCUGGACUUAUCAGGCAACGCACUGGGUGCGCUGCUAACUGGGGCUCUCCUACCCUCGCUGCAGGAGCUUAUCCUGUCCCACAAUGCCCUGGAGGUGCUGCCCACACUGCAGGGCCUGCCCGCCCUCACCCGCCUGACCCUGGCUCACAACAACAUUACAGAGCUGCUGCCAGGGGCCUUCCGGGACGUGGGGAAGCUGACAGAGCUGAAUCUGCAGGGGAACCAGCUGCGGACGCUGCCAGAAGAGGCCUUUGAGGGCCUGGUCAUGUUGAAGGACCUGGAUCUGUCUGAUAAUGCCCUGGAGGAACUGCCACGGGGGCUGUUGGCUGGGCUGGAGCUGAACACGCUGUGGCUGUCAGGGAACGAGCUCCGCACUCUGCCCAGCGGCUUCUUCCCCGAGGGGCACACGUUCGCCUAUGUCUACCUAGAAGGGAAUCCCUGGCGCUGUGACUGUGGCCUGGCCUAUCUGCGGGACUGGAUCGUGGACAAUGACAUCAGCAUCUACACCCAGGAGCCGAAGUCAAACGGGCUGCUGACUGAGAAUAAUCCCCGUAGCCCCGUGUGCGAUGCGCCCCUCAGACACCACGGGCUCCCUGUCAUCGAGUUCCAGCAGGUCUGCGGCAAAGCAGGGGACACAGACUUGGAUAGUGAAACCAUGCUGUGCCCCACCUCACCUCACCUCGCCCUCCUGGCCCUGCUCUCUGUGGCUGGCGCUGUGGGUCCGGAGGAGCCAUGCCCGUCUGAGAAGAACCUGAUCAAGGACCAGCUGCAGGUCAAUUGCUCCGGAAAGGGGCUCAGCGUGGUGCCACUUGCCCUGCCCAGGAACACCGGCAUCCUGCUGCUCAGCGCCAACCGCCUGGCAUCCGUCUCCACUGCCUCCUUCCAGCACCUCCGUGAGCUGGCUGAGCUGGACUUAUCCGGCAACGCACUGGGUGUGCUGCACACUGUGGCCUCCCUGCCCUCGCUGAAGGAGCUGAUCCUGUCCCACAAUGCCCUGGGGGUGCUGCCCACACUGCAGGGCCUGCCCGCCCUCACCCGCCUGACCCUGGCUCACAACAACAUUACAGAGCUGCUGCCAGGGGCCUUCCGGGAUGUGGGGAACCUGACGGAGCUAAAUCUGCGGGGGAACCGGCUGCGGACGCUGCCAGAAGAGGCCUUUGAGGGCCUGGCCAUGUUGAAGGACCUGGAUCUGUCUGGUAAUGCCCUGGAGGAACUGCCGCAGGGGCUGUUGGCUGGGCUGGAGCUGACCACACUGUGGCUGUCAGGGAACCAGCUCCGCACUCUGCCCAGCGGCUUCUUCCCCGAGGAGAACACGUUCGCCUAUGUCUACCUAGCGGGGAAUCCCUGGCGCUGUGACUGUGGCCUGACCUAUCUGCGGGACUGGAUCGUGGAGAAUGACAUCAGCAUCUACAUCCAGGAGCAGAGGGCAGACGGGCUGCUGAUUGAGAAUAAUCCCCGUAGCCCCAUGUGCGAUGCUCCCCUCAGACACCACGGGCUCCCUAUCAUCGAGUUCCAGCAGGUCUGCGGCAAAGCAGGGGACACAGACUUGGAUAGUGAAACCAUGCUGUGCCGCACCUCACCUCACCUCUCUGUGGCUGGCGCUGUGGGUCCGGGGGAGCCAUGCCCCUCCGAGAUGAACCUGAUCAAGGACCAGCUGCAGGUCAAUUGCUCCGGAAAGGGGCUCAGCGUGGUGCCACUUGCCCUGCCCAGGAACACCGGCAUCCUGCUGCUCAGCGCCAACCGCCUGGCAUCCGUCUCCACUGCCUCCUUCCAGCACCUCCGUGAGCUGGCUGAGCUGGACUUAUCAGGCAACGCACUGGGUGUGCUGCACACUGUGGCCUCCCUGCCCUCGCUGCAGGAGCUGAUCCUGUCCCACAAUGCCCUGGAGGUGCUGCCCACACUGCAGGGCCUGCCCGCCCUCACCCGCCUGACCCUGGCUCACAACAACAUUACAGAGCUGCUGCCAGGGGCCUUCCGGGACGUGGGGAACCUGACGGAGCUGAAUCUGCGGGGGAACCGGCUGCAGACACUGCCAGAAGAGGCCUUUGAGGGCCUGGCCAUGUUGAAGGACCUGGAUCUGUCUGAUAACGCCCUGGAGGAACUGCCGCAGGGGCUGUUGGCUGGGCUGGAGCUGAACACGCUGUGGCUGUCAGGGAACCAGCUCCACACUCUGCCCAGCGGCUUCUUCCCCGAGGGGCACACGUUCGCCUAUGUCUACCUAGCAGGGAACCCCUGGCGCUGUGACUGUGGCCUGGCCUAUCUGCGGGACUGGAUCGUGGAGAAUGACAUCUUCAUCUACAACCAGGAGCAGAGGGCAGACGGGCUGCUGACUGAGAAUAAUCCCCGUAGCCCCGUGUGCGAUGCGCCCCUCAGACACCACGGGCUCCCUAUCAUUGAGUUCCAGCAGGUCUGCAGCAAAGCAGGGGACACAGACUUGGAUAGUGAAGGGAGAAUUACAGAGGAGGGAAUCCCUGUGCCCUGGAGGUGCUAGAGCAACUUACAGUCCAGGUUUUUAAGGGGCAUUGCUAUAGUGUAGGGUCACAUGCUAAAUCUGUCCCAAUGAGUCAUGACACAAGAAGGGAUCUGGUUAGUUUAGCAGCCAAUCCCUGUAACCACACAACUCCUUUGAAGGAAAAGAAAGAUCAUAAUAUGGGAAGGGGAGAUCAAAUCAAAGAAUUGGCAACAAAAGUUUAUCUGGAAUGAAAUAAAAACGGAGGCAGGAAGUAUAUUGUAUAAUCAGAUUUCAUUCAAAUUUUCGAACAUAGUUUUCUCCAGUUCUAUGGGAGAAUGAGACUUCACGGUUGAUAUUUUUGUACACCACAAGGGACAUAAACGCACAGAUGGUUUCUCUAAUGUAGUGAUUAGCAUCUUGGUCUGAUCUCUGACAGGUCCCUGGUUUGAAACAAAGCAGAGAUGAUACAUUUUCCUUAUUUUUUUCAAUUGCUCUUGCUUUAAAUGUAGUCUAGUAUUUAAUGUUUUCGCAGCUCAUUGAGGUCAAAAAUCAUGUUCACAUAUGGGAAGUGUCACAACUAUCCUGAAUGGAUGGACAAUACAUUAGUCCCUCUUGCUCAGCUUAUGCUUUUAUAGUGGCCGGUAGCAAGCUGAGUCAUCCUGAUAGGUGACUGUAGAUAAUGUUUCCUGGUCGUAUUCCCACAGUGACAUUCUCAGAUGACCAACAUCCCCCAUCUUUGGAAGAAAUAAACUGCUAACAUUUGGACCUGAACUUGGAAACCCAGCCUUUAAUAACAGGAAGCUCAAGUUUGAAAUACAUUUUAACAAUUUGUAUAAGACUCAAUAAUCUGUCAACCUAGUGUUACAAUAACUGAAAUUGCUUUAGCCUUAUGAUUUGCCUAGCAUAGAAGUAAAUAUGUCUUUAAAUAUAAAGGAGUCAAAUUAAAUCAC
Mauremys reevesii (Reeves's turtle) is the source of this 3737-nucleotide messenger RNA. RefSeq names its product chondroadherin-like protein. Gene Ontology annotation, molecular function: protein binding. The record is from RefSeq and is a predicted model, not a curated record. NCBI's taxonomy places the organism in Eukaryota, Metazoa, Chordata, Testudines, Geoemydidae. Gene Ontology annotation, cellular component: plasma membrane. The transcript is spliced from 4 exons. Bases 85 to 2826 code for a protein of 913 amino acids.